Ilyonectria robusta is the source of this 498-nucleotide messenger RNA. RefSeq lists its product as uncharacterized. Bases 1 to 498 code for a protein of 165 amino acids. NCBI's taxonomy places the organism in Eukaryota, Fungi, Ascomycota, Sordariomycetes, Hypocreales, Nectriaceae. The record is from RefSeq and is a predicted model, not a curated record. The transcript has a single exon.
AUGCCGGCCUCUCGCCUCCGAACGAGAGAUCCGGAACCCAGCCUACUUCCCCAGAGGCUACGGCAACUUCACACGGCGAGGAGGUUAUUUGAAGAGCCGAUUAGCCAGCCGCAGGUGGUGCUGGGGACGCCAAUCCCACCAACCCAACAAAGCUUGCGCAACUUCCGGACUCUUGCUCCCUCACCGACCGUACAGCCAACGACCGAUCAAAUCGCGUCACAUUCUGAUCCAUCUACUGUCCCAAGCAGCACAACUGAUGCUGAGUACUCUUACUUAGCUUCUAGGUUCCAUAAGGGCGGGAAAGACUCACAAGAUGAUGCCUCCAAGGCUGAGGCGAAGGCAAGGCAGGUGGCUAUACAGCACGACCAUCGUUCACGGCGCCGUGCGGGGGAGACUGUCUCCCUGACUCCCUCGAUAUCUCAACUGGGCGUCUCUGGAGUUCCUGAUGAGCCUGAAGAAGGUAUCCCUGGCCGUGAUCGUCGUCGUUGUGCAGGCUAA